This is a messenger RNA of Knipowitschia caucasica, 11559 nucleotides long. Lineage: Eukaryota; Metazoa; Chordata; Actinopteri; Gobiiformes; Gobiidae. The record is from the annotation of a GenBank genome assembly.
AUGGCAAACGUGAAAGUUGCCAUUCGUGUGCGUCCUCUCAGCGCAAGAGAGAGUUCGUUCGGGGGGCCGCUGGCUGUCCAAGUCGAAGACAAGUUCGUUAAGAUCCGAAACAUAAAGUUGGAUGGACGGGCAGACGGUGCUGUGGAUUCGAGGGAAAAGCUCCAGGAGUUUGGUUUUGACUAUUGCUUUUGGUCAGUGGAGCCUGCGGACCCACACUAUGCAUCCCAAGAAGAGGUGUUCCAGGAGCUGGGCGUGCCUGUGCUCUCCGCCGCCUCUGAAGGUUAUAACGUGUGUCUGUUUGCUUACGGCCAAACGGGAUCAGGAAAGACCUACACGAUGAUGGGCACACCGGACUCAAUUGGCCUGACCCCUCGAAUCUGUCAGGGACUUUUUCGGUCUGAAGACGCUGUCCCUGAUGUACAGAACUCAAGUCGAGUGGAGAUAAGUUUUUUGGAAAUCUAUAAUGAGCGUGUGCGGGACUUGCUCAGAGGAGGGGAGCAGAAGAAGUCUCUGAGAGUGAGGGAACAUCCAGAGAAAGGGCCUUAUGUGCAAGAUCUGUCCCAGCACGUGGUGUCAAACUGUAAACAGGCCAUGGAGCUUUUGGAGGAGGGCAUUUCCAACCGGAUCACCGCGGCAACACACAACCACGACGCCAGCAGCCGGUCCCAUGCCAUCUUCAGCAUCCAGUACACCCAGGCAAUUUUGGAGAACAACCUUCCAUCAGAAAUCGUCAGUAAGAUAAACCUGGUGGACUUGGCAGGAAGUGAGAGAGCAGAUCCUAACUACUGCAGAGACAGACUGACGGAGGGAUCAAACAUCAACAAGUCGCUGGUCACUUUAGGGAUUGUCAUCUCAGCUCUGGCCCAGAACUCACAGAUGUCCAGCAGCUGCCAAAGCAUUAACAGCGUGGUGUCUGAGGGGGAGAGCACGGGGGGCAGUCACAGCAGCGCUCUGUCCGAUCGAGGAGGGGGAGGAGGGGGGAGGAGGCACUGCUUCAUCCCCUACCGGGACUCAGUCCUCACCUGGCUCCUCAAAGACAGUCUGGGCGGGAACUCCAAAACCAUCAUGAUUGCAACUGUCUCGCCAUCCGUCAACAGCUACAAUGAGACCCUGAGCACGCUUCGAUACGCCGCUCAUGCCAGAAACAUUGUCAACAAGCCGCGCGUAAAUGAGGAUGCAAAUGUUCGACUGAUCAGAGAGCUGAGGGAGGAGAUUGACAGACUGAAGAGCAUGCUGCUUAGCUUUGAAAUGCAGCGGAAUCCCAGUCCGUCCCUGAGUGAUGAGAGAGAUGGAAAUUUGUCUGACAUUGUGCUUCAGAACGAACUAAAGGUGGAGCAGCUCACAAAGGACUGGUCUGAAAGCUGGAGGGACAAACAGGAGCUUAUGGAGCAAUACAGUGUGGACAUAAACCGGGACCCGGGCGGGUUCUUGAUAAACUCACUGCAGCCACAUCUCGUGACUCUCGACACAGACGUCCUCAGCACUGGAGUGGUCUUCUAUCAUCUGAGGGAGGGAAUCACCCGGCUCGGACCACAGGACCAGUGUGGGGCUGCAGACAUAGUUUUUCCGGCAGAUGCGAGAUGCGAGAUUGAAAACCGCAGAGGUGUGGUGACUCUGCGGCCGCUCCCCGACUGCGUCCUUCUCCUCAACGACAGAGAGGUCACAGCGCCCUGCCGACUGGCUCAAGGGGCCGUGAUCACCUUGGGAGGAGUGCAUAAGUUACGCUUCAACCACCCAGCCGAAGCAGCCCUCCUCCGGGAGCGCAGACGGAUCAGUGAAAACAGCCUGACCUGCUCCUACACUGACCUUUGCAGCCUGGACUCAAAGGAAAGUGUCAAAGACGUGACGCUGGAGGGGCAGCAGGAUGUGUCCCCCAGUGAGGAGCACAGUACCAGGCUGAGAGUGGAGGAGCAGCAGCGUCUGGUGGAAAGUUUGAGGCGAGAGAUCCAAAGCGAGCAGAGACGAGCUGACAGAGAGCUGGAGAGAGAGCAGGCCCACCUCCGACUGCAGCACCACGACAUCCAACAGUGGAUCUUGUCAGAACAGGAGCGUCUGACGACGGCUGAGCAGAGAAGCACUCAGGAGCUCGGUGUUCAAACAGACCUCAGCCUUGGCCCGGUGUUGGAGCGAGUGACAAGUCAAAUAUUUACAGAUGAGAACGGUCUUCCCAACAACCCUCCAUCACAAGUCACCAGGGCCAGAAAGAAAACCGUGCAAGAGGAGUUACUGAAACAAUAUUCCCUGCACCGCACUGAAAGCAGAAUCAGAAGAAAAAGACUCCAUUAUCAGCUGGAGAGGAUUGGACGAAAGCGUUUAAUGCUGGAGGCUAAAAAGGAGCUGCAGCGUCUUGAGAAGACCCUGCCCCCCAGGUCGGACAGUCCUGGUUCUCCCGAGCUGGGGCCCCCUUUCAAACAUAGAGAGGACCAUUCUCGAUCCAGAAGACAUUCAUUCUCUGUGGAUCUUCUGUCCCGGCUUUACCCUCAGCACACGCCCAUUUACAAGCACUUUCUGAAGAGAAACCGCUCAACAGAGCUGACCCCCAACUCUUCAUCUAACCCACUCGACAGCAGCGACUGGCAUUGUGGACUGGACUCACCGCUGCAUUUUGCCUCGAGCGACAUCAACCCAUUCGUCCACCAAUGGCAAGAGGACGAAACAAACGACAGCCAUAAAACACCUACAUUUGGGAGUGCGGCCAAUCUAUCUAGGAAGUCUGUUCAAAGCGAGAGGAAACUGAAGGAGAUCCACAGAUUGCGACUGGAGAGGGAGGAGGUGAUGGCUACAGUGGGUCUGGGUGUGACCUCGGCUCCUCUCACAGUGGAGCUGACGGAGGCCAAACUGCAUUAUGGUCUGGGACAAACGGACAUGCUGCUGAAGAUGCUGUCCCCCAGAGAUGGUCUGGAGAAGGAAGAGUCCCGCCCCCCGGCUCUCACAAAGCAACUGCUGUACGAUCGACAUCGUAAAAGCAUCGAGGUUCUGAAGCAGGAGAGGGAGGCGCGUCUCCAAGGUUACCGUCGCACUCGUAGUUUGAGUCCCAGUAAAACCCUGGGGUCUCCCCCUCAGACUCCAGAUUGUACCACCUCCUCUGGUCCUUGCAAAGAGGAUCUGCAGCAGUGCCACCAACAGGUCGUCCAUAGCACCAGCACCCCUGACCCGAGCCUUGGGGAGAGCCGCUGCACCUCUGACAUUGAGCAGCUGCUGCGAGACUACAGCCGAGCACGAGACGAGGCGCGCUCAGAGAUCGCCAAGGCCCGAGAGCGACUACGUGAGAGAACAGAGCAGGAGAAGAGGAGACUACAGCAGCAGACCCCGUCCCCAAACACUAUGGACGACCUGAGACAUCGGACCAGAGUCAGUAACAGCACCUUAUGCACUGGGUCCAGUCUGAGCCUCUCCUCAGGACCCACCUCCGGAUACAACAGCGGCAACACUCACCUCCAGCUCAGCAACACGUCCAUACAGGAUGAGGAACAGAAGAUCAGGGCACGUCCACCUGUUUGUGGUGCCCAAAGUGUGAAGAACCAAAGAGUCUGGCUUUCUGCCCAAGACAUCCGCCUUGACCUUUCUGCGUCAGGAUUUGAGCCCACAAUGACCUCGUCUCCUUCAGUCCACUCUUUCACACGACAUCGAGCUGCAUCGUCCGGCUCCUCCUCCUCCAUCUCCAGCCACAACUAUCAGGACAUCACCUCCUCUCUCCACGGAAAAGCUCUGGCGGAGGUGCGACUUGCCUCUGCAGGGGAUCUUAGUAACUUGCUUGCUGGAAAGGCCACUGCAGGCUGGAGAUUUGAAGGAGAGGAGAACGGGACCCGUGUUUUCUACAAGCCCUCUUCCAGCCCUUUUGUGCACAGUUUUCUGGGGGCAGCUGACUUGAACAAACCCCUGAGCAGCCUCUGGACUGUGAUAAAGCAAGUGUCCAAAAGCCACCUGUUUAACCAGUCAGUCCAUUCUGUGUGGACUCGACCACUAGAUGACAGCACUCAGCUGGUGUACAUACUCAGUGAUCCGUCCAGAUGCCACCUCAGCCAGCCGCGAGACUUCUGCUGCAUCAGCACUGCAGCUCAGCAGGGUGGGCUGCACAUAAUGGCCAUGCAGUCUGUGUUUGAAGAAUCUUUACCACGUCCCAGUGCGGAGGCGGUGAGGGGGGAGAUGAUGCCUAGCUGCUGGAUACUGCAGUCGCUCAAAUCCCCCGGACAGGAGGAGGUCACAAGGGUGGUCUUUCUUUUGCAGGUUGACUUCGGAGCUCCUUCCUUUCCACAGCGAUUGUUGAACUCAGUUGCAAGAAAACAGGCAACUAGCAGGCGCGGGUGGGGUCUGUCCUGGGUCUGUCCUGGGUCUGUCCUGGGCCUGUCUCUGUCCCGUAGAGACUGUGCACAGGGCCCGACUCAGCAGAACACCCGGGACAAGAGGACGCCUAAAGACAAUUUCCCAGCUUCCUGCUGCCUCCCGCUCCUCAUCGCUUCACCCUUCAGUGCUCUGAAGAGCUGCAGCCCUGACUUCGACAACGUGGAGAUUACGCAGCAAUACAGUCAGAUCAACUCUCGCUUCGAGCUUCCAGACAAUGAGCUGGACAAUGACAACAGCUCUGCGCGGCUCUUUGAACGCUCACGCAUCAAAGCCCUGGCAGAUGAGCGAGAAGCCGUGCAGAAGAAGACCUUCACUAAAUGGGUCAACUCCAUCCUGUCGCGGGUCGGCUGUCGCAUCACUGACCUGUACCUGGACCUGCGAGACGGCCGCAUGCUCAUCAAGCUGCUGGAGGUGCUGUCUGGGGAAAAGCUGCCCAAGCCGACAAAAGGCCGCAUGCGUAUCCACUGCUUGGAGAACGUGGACAAAGCCCUGCAGUUCCUCAAAGAGCAGAGGGUGCAUCUGGAGAACAUGGGCUCGCACGACAUCGUGGACGGAAACCACCGCCUCAUCCUGGGCCUCAUCUGGACCAUCAUCCUCCGCUUCCAGAUCCAGGACAUUAUUGUGGAAACGGGAGGAGCCGACCAAAAGGAAACUCGCUCCGCUAAAGACGCUCUGCUGCUCUGGUGUCAGAUGAAGACCGCGGGAUAUCCAAACGUGAACAUAACUAACUUCACCACCUGCUGGAAAGACGGCAUGGCCUUCAACGCUCUCAUACACAGACACCGGCCUGAUCUUGUGGACUUCAACACUCUGAGAAGGUCCAACCCCACUCAUAAUCUCCAGAACGCUUUCAACGUGGCUGAGCAGAAACUUGGAGUGACAAAGCUUUUGGACCCAGAAGACGUGUUCACAGAGAACCCUGAUGAGAAAUCCAUCAUCACGUAUGUGGUGGCCUUCUACCACUACUUCUCCAAGAUGAAGCAACUGGCUGUCGAAGGGAAAAGAGUCGGAAAAGUCCUGGAUCAAGCCAUUGAGACGGAGCAGAUGGUCGAUAAGUACGAGACUCUGGCCUCAGAUCUGCUCAAGUGGAUUGAACAAACCAUAAUUGUCCUGAACAACCGGAAACUGGCCAACUCUCUGACCGGAGUCCAGCAGCAGCUACAGGCUUUCAACACCUACCGCACCGUGGAGAAACCACCAAAGUUCCAGGAGAAGGGAAACCUGGAGGUGCUGCUGUUCACCAUCCAGAGCCGGAUGAGGGCCAACAACCAGAGGGUCUACACGCCCAAAGAGGGGGCCCUGGUCUCUGACAUCAACAGGGCCUGGGAGCGUCUGGAGCGGGCCGAGCAUGAGCGCGAGAGGGUCCUGCGAGACGAGCUCAUCCGACAGGAGAAGCUGGAGCAGAUGGCGCGCAGGUUUGACAGGAAGGCGGCCAUGAGGGAGACCUGGCUGCUGGAGAAUCAAAGACUAGUGGCUCAGGAUAAUUUUGGUUACGACCUCUCAGCGGUGGAGGCGGCGAAGAAAAAGCACGACGCCAUCGAGACCGACAUCGCGGCGUACGAGGAGCGCGUGCAGGCCAUGGUCAACAUCUCCCAGGAGCUGGAAGCCGAGCGCUAUCAUGACGCCAAGCGCAUCGACGUGAGGAAAGACAACAUCCUCCGCCUGUGGGACUACCUGCAGGAGCUGCUCAAGGCCAGGAGAGGGCGCCUGGACAAGAACCUCACAUUACAACGGAUCUUCCAGGAAAUGCUUUACAUCAUCAACUGGAUGGAUGAGAUGAAGGCCCGCCUGCUCUCUCCAGACUUUGGAAAGCACUUGUUGGAAGUGGAGGACCUUCUCCAGAAACACGCUCUGCUGGAGAAUGACAUCGCGCUGCAGGCGGAGAGGGUGCAGGGCGCCAGUGCAGCUGCGCUCAAGUUUGCAAACGGAGAUACCUAUAAACCGUGCGACCCGCAGGUGAUCCGUGACCGGGUGCAGCACCUUGACCUCUGUUAUCAGGAGCUACGUGCUUUAGCAGCUCAGCGGAGAGCGCGUCUGGAGCAGUCCCGCCGCUUCUGGACCUUUCUUUGGGAAGUGGCCGAACUGGAGAGCUGGAUCCGCGAGAAGGAGCAGAUUUUCUCUUCCCUGGAUUACGGCAAAGAUCUCACCAGCGUUUUGAUCCUGCAGAGCAAACACAGUGCCUUUGAGGACGAGCUCGGAGCCAGGCGGACCCACCUGCAAGAUGUUUUAGCCGAGGGAGAGAAUAUGGUUCAAGCGAAGCACUUUGGCGCGCCGAAGGUCCAAGAAUCCAUGGACAACAUCAAACGUCAAUGGGAUCAGUUGGAGGAGCUGGCUGCAUUUCGCAAACAAAACCUGCAAGACACACAAAGAUUCUUCCAGUUUCAAGGCGACGCGGACGAUCUCAAAGCGUGGCUGUUGGACACUAAGAGGCAGAUGACCAGCGACGAUGUGGGGAAUGACGAAUACACCACGCAGCGGCUCCUGAAAAAGCACAACGAUUUGAGAAAUGAAACUAUCAAGAAUGGGGCCACUAUUGAAGCGCUGUCCAAACAAGCCAACGCUCUGCCAGAAGAGCUCCAAAACACGCCCGAUAUUCAGAGGAGGCUUAAAGAUAUAAAAGAUUUGUACAUGGAGCUUUUGACCCUGGCGGAUCUCAGGCAGAAGAAGCUGGAUGACACCAUGGCGCUGUACACAAUCUUCAGUGAGAGCGACGCAUGCGAGCUGUGGAUGGGGCAGAAGGAGACCUGGUUGGUGGGUCUGGACGUGCCGGAGAAACUGGAGGAUCUGGAGGUCAUACAGAACAAGUUAAGCAUUUUGACUCAGGACAUGGCCAAUGUUCAGUCCAGAGUGGAUGACGUGAACCAAGCAGUGAAACAGCUGGAGGAGAGCAGACAUCCUCGAACCAAAGAGGUCAAAGACUGCCAGGCCCGGCUCAACAAGAGAUGGGAUGCGUUCAAAGCCAUGGUGGAGGAAAAGAAGAGAAAGAUCGACUCUGCCUUGAGCUACCACAACUAUGGCCUGGAGUGCGACGAGACUGAGGCCUGGAUCAAGGACAAAACCAGGGUCAUCGAGUCCACACAGGAGCUGGGCAACGACCUGCAAGCCGUCAUGACAAUCCAAAGAAAACUCUUCGGUAUGGAGAGAGAUUUAGCAGCUAUCGACGCAAAGCUCAUCUUUUUGAGGAAAGAGGCUGAUCAGUUAGCGCAGGACCACCCUGACAACGCCGCUGACAUUUUGGCACGUAAAGGCGAGCUGGACAAUGCUUGGGACACACUUAGAAAGACUUUGAAAGACAGAGAAGAUUCCUUAGGCGAGGUCAGCAAGCUCCAGUCUUUCCUUCAAGAAAUGGACGAUUUUCAGUCUUGGCUUUUCAAAACUCAGAAGGCAGUGGCGUCUGAAGAAAUGCCAGCCACGCUACCGGAAGCAGAGGAGCAGCUCAACCUCCACGAUGCAGUCAGAGAAGACAUAAGCAACCACGAAGAGGACUACGUCAGGGUCCGGGACACAGGGGUGCAGGUGACCGCGGGGCAGCAGGAUGAUCCACAGUACCAGGAGCUGGAGAAGAGGCUGAAGAGCUUCGACAGAGGCUGGGUGGAGCUGCAGAAGAUGUGGGACAGUCGGAAGAACUUCCUGGACCAGGCUUUGGGAUUCCAGCAGUUUGUGAGGGACGCCAAAGCGGUGGAGGCCAUACUCAACAACCAGGAGUACACGUUGGCGCACAUAGACAAGCCGGACACCUUGGCAGGGGCCGAGAAGGCGCUGAAGAAGCAUGAGGAUUUCGUGAGCACCAUGGAGGCCAACGAGGAGAAGAUUGAUGGGGCGAUGCAGACGGGACAGCGGCUGGUGGACGCUAACAACCUGUACUCCAACAAAGUCCAGGAGAAGAUGGACUCGAUCCGGGACAGGCAGGACAAGAACAAACGCAGAGCUCUGGAGGUUUCAGGAAAACUCAAAGAUAACUGUGACCUGCAGCACUUCCUCCAAAACACUCAAGACCUGACCGUGUGGAUCAAUGAGAAGAUGCUGACGGCUCAGGACACGUCGUACGAUGAGGCGCGGAACCUUCACUCCAAGUGGCUCAAGCACCAGGCCUUCAUGGCCGAACUCGCCUCCAACAAGGACUGGCUCAACAAAGUGGACCAGGAGGGCCAGGAGCUGAUGGAGUCGAAGCCCGAGUUUGAGCCCAUUGUGAAGGAGCGUCUGGCCAAACUACACGAGCUCUGGGACAAACUGGAGUUCACGGCGGAGGAGAAGGCCCGCCUCCUGUUCGACGCAAACCGAUCAGAGCUUUUCGACCAGAGUUUGACCGACAUGAAGAAGUGGCUGAAAGAACUGCAGCUCCAGCUCAAGAGCGGAGCAGAGGAGGACGUGAGGGACCUGACCAAGGCCAACAUCCUGCUCAAGAAACACCAGCUGACAGAGAAGCAGGUGCGUGACCGCGGGCGCGAGCUGGACGAGCUGCAGGAGGCGGUCAGGAAGCACGGGGGCCGAGAGGACCAGCCGGCUUUGGAGCAGGAGCAGCAGAGUCUCAGGGCCCACUUCCAGGAGCUCCUCAGCCCACUGGCCGAGCGCAAAGACAAACUGGAGGCAGCCAAAGCCGUGCACCAGUUCUACAGAGACCUGGCCGACGAGCUGCUGUGGAUUGAGGAGCGGAUGCCACUGGCCACUUCACAGGAGCACGGACAUAACCUACAAACUGUACAAAUGCUUCAGAAAAAGAACCAGACCCUACAGAAGGAGAUCGAGGGCCACCAGCCGCGCGUGGAUGAAGUGCUCGAGCGCGGCCGUAAGAUGGAGACAGCAGCGCGAGCGGAGGACCGACUGGAGGCGGACAAGAUCCAGGACCAGCUCAGGGACCUGGGCACGUCCUGGGACCGACUGCAGGACGAGAUGGACCAGCGUCGGGACAGACUGAACGCCUCCAACCACGCGCAGCAGUACUACAACGACGCCGACGAGGCAGAGGCCUGGAUCGGGGAGAAGGAACUGUACAUGAUCGCAGACGAGAAGGCCAAGGACGAACAAAGUGCUAUGCUGAUGCUAAAGAGACACACCAUCCUAAAACAAGACGUGGACGACUACGAAGAUGCCAUUCAAAAACUGUCGGACCGGGCACAAGAGAUGUUCGCAGAAGAUCAUCCGGACGGCGAGUCCAUCAUCAGACGCCAGAGCCAGGUGGACAAGCAGUACGCGGGGCUGAAGGAGCUCGCUGAUGACCGCAGGAAGAAGCUGGACUACACCUUCCAGCACUUCCUGUUGAGCCGCGAGGUGCAGGACCUGGAGCAGUGGAUCGCAGAGAGGGAUGUCAUCGCCUCGUCGCAAGAGAUGGGACAAGACCUGGAUCAUGUCACGUUGCUCCGGGAGAAGUUUCGUGAGUUCGCUCGGGAGACGGGGAUGGCGGGACAGAAGCGCGUAGACUUUGUGAACGAGACCAUCGACGAGCUGAUCGAGGGCGGACACAGUGAAGCAGCGCCGAUGGCCGAGUGGAAGGACAGCAUCAACGAGAGCUGGGCCGACCUCCUGGAGCUCAUCGACACCAGAGGACAGCUGCUGACCGCCUCCUAUGAGCUGCUCAAAUAUUUCGAUGACGGCAAAGAGUUGGUGGCGCAGAUCUAUGAGAAGCAGACCGAACUGCCGGAAGACGUGGGGGAUGACUUCAGUAAAGCCGAGUCGUUCCACAGAGUGCACGGCGCCUUUGAGAGAGACAUCACAGCUCUGGGCAAACAGGUGCAGCAGUAUCAAGAGACCGCAGCCCGCCUCCAUGCGCAGUACGCGGGGGAACAGGCGACCGCCAUCCAGGCCUCUGAGCGGGACGUGCUGCAGGCCUGGAAGAGUCUGCUGGAGGCCAGUGAUGAGCGCCGGGCCCAGCUCGUGGACACCGCAGACAAGUUCAAGUUCUUCACUAUGGUGCGCGACCUCCUGGCCUGGAUGGAGAGCAUCAUCCAGCAGAUCGAGACCCAGGAGAAACCCAGGGACGUCUCCUCUGUGGAGCUGCUGCAGAAGUACCACCAGGGCAUCCGCUCUGAGAUCGAGGCGCGUGGAGCCAAACUCACAGACUGCACAGAUCUGGGCAAAUCUCUGUUGGCAAGAAACCACCGCCACUCUGCAGAGAUCAAAGAGAAGCUGGUGCAGCUCAUGGAGAAGCGGAAGGAGCUGAUGUUCAAAUGGGACGACAGAUGGGACUGGCUCCGACUGCUCCUGGAGGUGUGUCAGUUUGCUCGGGACGCCUCGGUGGCGGAGGCGUGGCUGGUGGCACAGGAGCCCUACGUGUCCAGCCGGGACCUGGGACACACGGUGGACGAGGUGGAGAAGCUCAUCAAGAGACACGAGGCUUUUGAGAAGUCCACGGCCACAUGGGAGGAGCGCUUCUCUGCUCUGGAGAGACUGACCACGUUGGAGUUGCUGAGCCUGAGGAGGGAGCAGCAGGAGAUGGAGCAGUUCAUUAAAGACGAGCUGCGGUCGGAGCCAGACAGCAGGAAAGAGGACACUGGUUUUGUGGAGGAGUCUUCUCAGAUGUUCACUGUGGAGGAGCAGACCAUGUUUGGGUCCGCGGCAGUGGCCCCCAGCACCAGUCAGUUGGACAGCACCGCGGGGGCCUCGACCGUCCCCAUAGACUCUGAGAUGAAGGAGAGCCGGUCCCUGGAGCUGGAGCCCUCUGUGUCUGUGUCCAGUCCGAAAGGACCAGAGCGAGCCUCCACCUUACCCCCGGUUGCCCUGAGGAGCCAGGCCGUGCUGCAGGAGGGGCUGCUGGGACGCAAGCACGAUGUGGUGGGCUCCGGCAAGAAGGCCUCCAACAGGUCUUGGAACAGCCUGUACUGUGUGCUAAGGCCAGGCCAACUCAGUGUCUAUAAAGACGCCAAGAGCCUCAGUCAGGGCCUGACGUUCCACGGAGAGGAGCCGCUCACGCUCUCCGGCGCCGUCUGGGAAAUCCUCAGUAACUACAAGAAGAAGAAGCACGUAGCCAAACUCCGCCUGACAGACGGCAGCGAGUAUCUGUUCCAGUGCAAAGAUGAAGAGGAGCUGCAGCGCUGGAGCCAAGCCAUGGAGGAGGCUAUAGAGGGGGCUACGGACAAGGCCAUGGAGCCCCCAGCAGAGGAGGGCUCCUCUGGGGCCAAGAGCCAGACCCUGCCCCCUGUGUCCAGCUCCACUCCAGAGCCCAGCUCUGCCAAGAAGGACAAGGAGAAGAAGUUUAGCCGCUUUGCAAAGAAAAAGUGA